AUGAGAACUUCACGUAUCUCGCGGGACACGGCAAACGUCGUUGGCUCCCUUUCGCGGCAAACACGACAGACUCGCAAUUCCUCUGCGUCGGGCUUUUCAAGUUUUACAUACACCCAGCCCAUCGAAGUGUCCCAGUCUAUCAGCGUUAAUUAUUCCUCAAACGUUGUUUUCAGUCAAGACGAUCGCAGCUCCUCUCUGUCAUCUGUCCACGCAGAAGAUAUUGAAGACUUGCUCGAACCUCCUGCCAAGAGACGCAGGCGCAGCCAAGUACCUGCCACCAGACGAGCAAGGAAUGAAACAGCCACUCCUAUUAAAGCAGAAGUCCCAGCUAUAAAGCUUGAAAGGAGUAGCAAUACCAGACAGCGGCGACAGCCAGCCCGGAAAAUCAAGCAAGAAGAUGGUUCCGUGCAAGUACAGCCGCCAUCGAACUGGGAGACCAUGUACGAAUUAGUCAAGAAAAUGAGAGCAGCAAACCCUACUGCUCCAGUGGAUACUAUGGGAUGUGCAGAGCUUCAUUGGAAAUCGUCGCCUCCUAAAGAUCAGAGAUUUCAGACUUUGAUUGCGCUCAUGUUAUCGUCUCAGACAAAAGAUACCGUGACUGCAGUCGCGAUGCACCGAUUACAUACCGAGCUUGGGGAGCGAGGAGAGGAGAUAAAUCCGUCUAUCAAAAAAGAGGAAUCGUUCAUCAAAAAAGAGGAAGAAGAAGAAGGAGAUGAAGUGUUUACGGCGAAGAAGAAAUGCAGUACCUUGACUUUGGAGAAUAUUCUUGCAGUUUCAUCCGAGCGAUUGAACGAGCUAAUUUGCAAAGUCGGUUUUCACAACAACAAAACAAAGUAUAUCAAACAGGCGGCAGUAAUUCUCCGAGAUCAAUAUGAUUCUGACAUCCCCUCGACUGCCGAGGACUUGAUGAAGCUACCUGGAGUAGGGCCCAAAAUGGCAUAUCUAUGCAUGAGUGCUGCAUGGGGCAAACACGACGGCAUCGGAGUCGACGUGCAUGUCCAUCGCAUUACGAAUAUGUGGGGUUGGCAUAGUACCAAGAACCCCGAGGAGACUCGCAUUGCCCUGCAGUCAUGGCUUCCCAAGGAUAAGUGGCAUGAAAUAAAUAAGCUUUUGGUGGGUCUAGGGCAGACCGCUUGUUUGCCGGUUGCGAGACGCUGUGGUGAAUGCGAUCUUGCCGGGACAGGGCUAUGCAAAAGCGAGAUCAAGGGCUCGCUUGUCCAGAUGAAGAAGGAAAAGAAGGAAGAAGAAGCUAGGGUGAAAAUUGAGGCACCAUGA
This is a messenger RNA of Talaromyces atroroseus, 1275 nucleotides long. RefSeq names its product Endonuclease -like protein. The transcript has a single exon. The record is from RefSeq and is a predicted model, not a curated record. Gene Ontology annotation, molecular function: DNA-(apurinic or apyrimidinic site) endonuclease activity; oxidized pyrimidine nucleobase lesion DNA N-glycosylase activity; DNA binding. Bases 1 to 1275 code for a protein of 424 amino acids. Gene Ontology annotation, cellular component: nucleus. NCBI's taxonomy places the organism in Eukaryota, Fungi, Ascomycota, Eurotiomycetes, Eurotiales, Trichocomaceae. Gene Ontology annotation, biological process: nucleotide-excision repair; base-excision repair, AP site formation; base-excision repair.